AUGGUUCAAGUGACGAGCGCUGACAUGCCAGCGGAUAAGGAUAAGGAUGGGGACAAGAGCUUCCUGGAGCUGGUGCGCAGCUACUUUCGGUAUUAUUGUGACCGGUCUACAAUACACUGUGUGCGCUAUCUGUAUGACGUCCAGCUACAUAAUAUGGAGAGACUCAUCUGGGGCGUGCUGCUCGUCACUAGCGUAACGCUGUGCUGUUCCUUCUAUAUGCUGCUCUCAGAGCGCUAUGGUGCACAGAAGCUACAAACGGUUAUUGAGGACUCACAGUAUCCGGUGUUCCAUGUGCAGUUCCCAGCUGUUGGUGUCUGCACCGAAAAUCGCGUCAAUUGGAGCAAGCUGGAGGCCGCUAAGGCACAGUUUCUGCCCGCCAAUGCGAGCGAGGAUGUCGUUGAGGCCUUUGUCACGCUGGUCAAAUAUAUGACGAUGCUGAGAUUCGAUAAUUUUGAGUUUAGUACUUCCGAAAUGGAGGAUACAAACUUUGAGAUUGUGGAUUUCGUUUCGCUCAUUUCGUUGGCAAAUUUUCUGGUAUUGCGCUGUGAGGAUAUUCUGGUGCCGGACUCCUGUCAGUGGCGGCAGACGUCCUUUAACUGUUGCGACUACUUUCUGCUCGAGAAGACGGAGUAUGGCUUGUGCUUGGUGUUUAACUCGGAGCUAUCGUACCGCUCACAAAUGCUUGUUAAGCGCGAAGGCCCUGCCUUCUAUCCAAAACACAAUGCCAAGGCGGGUCAGAGCUCCGGUCUGAACUUCAAUUUAUUGCUUAACGACAGCUUCAAAAGCCCAGACUCGAGAGUCACGGACAAUGUUUUUAUCAUGAUCAAACCGCCCACCCAGAUGACGAACGUCGUCUACUCCAUUAGGCCCAACACAGAGACCCAUGUGGCGGUGCGACCUCAGAGGACGCGCACUGACUACAACACACGGAACAUACCGCCGAAGCGUCGCAAUUGCUAUUUCGAGGACGAGGAAAUUGACUUUGGCAUGAGUCGACUUAACAAGAGUGCCCUGAUCUCCAACUGCCGCACCAACUGUCAUGAGUCCUAUCUGGUCAGGCUGUGCAAUUGCUCGCUGCCCAUUUUCUUUGCGAGAAAUGAAAAAGUCAGGAACUGCACGGCCUCUAGCCUGCGCUGCAUUUCGCGUCACAAUGAUAUUUUCAGCUACGACAAACAUUUGGAGGAAGACAGUUACUUCACCGCUAGUAAGCCGGGCAUGAGCUGUCCCUGUCUGGUCAGCUGCGAUUUACUGGAGUACUUUACCUCCACCACCACGCUGCCCCUGUCCCCAAUGGAAUUGCCCGCGUCGUCAGCCCUAAAGGUUUUCAAGGUGGACGUGCACUAUCAGGUGGAUAUGAUGAUAACGUAUCGCACUAGCCUCGAGUUUACCAGCAUUGACUUGAUUGCUAAUCUUGGUGGCAUUUUUGGGCUCUGCCUAGGCGCUUCGAUGGUCAGCGGAGUUGAGCUAAUCUACUUCUUAACUGUGGGCUUUGCUGUGUACCUAUACGAUAACAAUUACUACGCCAUCCUACGUAAGAAUCUGCAAAAUAAAUGGACCAUGGGACUGCGUUACUUGCGUAACGAAGUGAGCCACACCCGCCAAGAGGCGCACCCUGCGGAUCCAAAGUUGAAGAGUAAACUGCGACAUCCGUUUAGUAGCAGAGCCAACGUCUGGUGA
Drosophila arizonae is the source of this 1677-nucleotide messenger RNA. It is a transcript of the gene ppk20, whose product is annotated as pickpocket 20. The record is from RefSeq and is a predicted model, not a curated record. Gene Ontology annotation, cellular component: plasma membrane. NCBI's taxonomy places the organism in Eukaryota, Metazoa, Arthropoda, Insecta, Diptera, Drosophilidae. Gene Ontology annotation, molecular function: ligand-gated sodium channel activity. Gene Ontology annotation, biological process: sodium ion transmembrane transport.